This is a messenger RNA of Hyaloscypha bicolor E, 2307 nucleotides long. Its product is annotated as beta-lactamase family protein. The record is from RefSeq and is a predicted model, not a curated record. Lineage: Eukaryota; Fungi; Ascomycota; Leotiomycetes; Helotiales; Hyaloscyphaceae. The coding region runs from base 30 to 1823 and encodes 597 amino acids. The transcript has a single exon.
UUUUCCGCAUUUCACUCUCAGAUCUCGCCAUGCACCCGAUUUUUCUACGCCUCCCUAUCAUUUCAUUCUGCAUCUCAGGUGCGCUUGCGGACUUCUUAGGACCAAGUUACCCCGCACCGGUGGACUUGACCAGUCACCAAAGCCUUGUCGCCGCAGGUUGGAGAAACAUCACCUCCACCCUCCAGAGAUACAUCGACCAUGGCGACCAGGACAUCUCUUCCGGGGCUAUGGCCGAUAUCAAAAACCUCACAUUUUCCCUUGGCAUGUUCUCACUGAACAACCCUGCGGCCAGUGAGCUUCAAUUCCACUACACGUCUCCCGAAACCGCAAAUGCGCCCAACGGCACACAUAAAGUCGACGAGAACAGUAUCUACCGAUUCGCAAGUCUCACUAAAGUCUUCACCGUACUUGCAGGCCUACUGAAUUUCAACGACACCGAAUGGGAUCGCCCUCUUACUGACAUAUUUCCCACCCUUGCCGAGUUCGCCCCGAAGAACCAGGGGGAAGAUGGCACUGUGUACGCCACUCAAUGGAACAAAAUCACACCUAGUGCCCUGGCCGCUCAAGUAGCUGGAGUUAGCCGCGAUAUUCUUCCUUUUGGCUCUGGGGACGUCGCACUUCAAAUCCUUCCGGAUAUCUUCGUACCAGGGCUAGGCCUGCCACCCGUCAAUGUGAGCGAUCCGAAAGUAGUCACACCAUGUGUACUUAAUUUCUUAGAGAAUGGGACUAUUUGUACAGCAGUCCCAUAUCUUGAGAGUGCAGAGAUACAAGCCCCAAUCUUCGAGCCCUGGACAACCCCCAAUUACGCAAACAACGGCUUCAUCUUACUCGGUCGCGCGAUAUCAGCCACCACCGGCAAGACCAUGGAGCAACUGUACCAAGAGACUAUCUUCAAUCCUCUUAACAUGGGCUCUUCACACUCAUCUACCCCUCCAGAAUCCGAGUGGAACCACUGCGUGAUCCCCGGCGACCCAAGCACAACCUUUGCAUUUGACGCUGGCCUGCUAGUAUCCACCGGCGGACUCUUGUCAACAAUCAGCGAUCUAGCAAAGUUCGGUAUCGGUAUCCUCAACUCAACACUCCUCCCUCCAGAACAGACACGGAAGUGGCUCAAGCCCGUUUCACACACAGCCCGCUUGCAAUUCUCGGUUGGCAGGCCGUGGGAAAUAUUUCGAUAUACUCACCCAUCCGGCCAUGUCACUGACAUCUACACUAAGCUCGGUGAUUCUGGGGCAUACAGCAGCUGGUUGGUGCUUCUACCGGACUACAAUGCCGGGUUCAGCAUUCUCGCAGCUAGCACGAUGACAAAUCGAUUCGCGAUUGUUGAAAUCAUUGUAGAGCUGGUUGUGGAAUUAAUACUCCCCGCUUUAGAGAAACAAGCUGGUAUUGAAGCUGCGCGAAAUUUCGCUGGGACUUACACUUCAGGAACUCCAGACCUCAACUCUUCCUUAACUUUGACUCACAACCAGACCCCGACCUCCCCACCUGGAUUGCUGAUUUCAUCGUGGGUCAGCAAUGGGACAGAUAUGAUUACCCGGCUCUCUGAGGCACUUGGAUCUCCCCCUUGGCGUCUCCUGCCCUCGAUUUCGGACCUAAAGGCUGGAAGAGCUGCCUUUUUGCUCGCUUCGACCAGAGACGCACCGACUCCUCGAACGCCGGCUGGGCUGUUUGCGGGUUUCGAAUCUCAGGAUUGGCUUAAUGCUGGUUCUCUCGCAUAUGGAAAUAUUGGAGUAGGAUCUUUUGUCUUUGAUAUUGGGACAGACGGAAAGGCAACGGCGGUCAGUCCCUCCGCUUUUCGAAUCACGUUGGAAAGAGCGACUUGAGAAUUGCGGUGUUGGUGGUUUAGACUGGGUGGGUGACAAUACUGAGAAUAUAGAAUAGACUGGACAGCGCAGAAUGGUCAUGAUAAUAACUCUUCUCUAGUUUAGAGAUUGUCUGAGAGGUGGGAAAUCACGGCCGUGGUUUCCAUCACGUGAGCUGGUGCGUGUCUCGCCGAGUACACUUGUAGAAUGCUGAACAACGGCGACAAGUCAAUUAACAGUAGUGGAGUUGAUAUGACCCGAUGUUAGCAAAGGUGUGUUCACAACUAAUUGGGGUGUAUUUGAUUCUCGGGAAACGGUUGAAAUUUGAAAGUGUUGGUGAGAUUCGCAAAUUUUCUUUUCUUGCAGUCGGGCGUCAAGGAGGUCUGAACAGAUGUGGGCUCAGUGUCGACCAGCAUAGGCUUUACAAUAAGGAAAUAAAUCACAACCAAGGCUGGAGCAUCUCAAACCGCGAGGGUAUGAUGUUGUGUAGACCAAAUAAUCCAAC